Molecule: messenger RNA, 2466 nt
Organism: Trichoderma atroviride IMI 206040
Lineage: Eukaryota; Fungi; Ascomycota; Sordariomycetes; Hypocreales; Hypocreaceae
Molecular function (GO): ADP binding
Source: RefSeq, a predicted model, not a curated record
AUGAACAAUGAAUUUAUCGACGUCUGGAGUCGGGCAUGGGAGUAUUACAACACGCGUCUCAGCAGCAAAGAACGCAAUCGGAUAAGACAUAUUACUUCGCAAGAAGAUCUCCUACUCCAUUACCAUGCGCUGACUGUCAAGUAUUCUGGGACGAAAACUGCAAAAAGCUUGAAAAAGACGCAAACGUUCGUGGCACAACUCAGAGCCUUUUCAACUGUCGUAAACACGACCGUCCAGGCGAAGCCUGACAUUGCUGGCAUUGUGUGGGGUCCACUAGCCCUGAUACUCGAGCUACAGUAUUUGAAAGAAUUUGGUCCCCGAGACCUGUCGGCAAGGCUUCAGCACGCAUUGAUAUGCUACUACGCGGAGCUCAUUGCCCAGUACCAGGAUGCAAUCGAGUUCCUUAGAGCCCAUCCAAUAAAAAACUUUCUCUUUGUGAAUCGUCGUGUGACACGUUUUAGUAUCCAAGCGUCGAAGCGCCUUGUCGCUCUUCAGGAGAAGACAGCCUGGGUUGAAGCGGAAGUAGACUGGGCGAAAUUCAAGGUGCAACAGGAACAGCACAACAACAUCAUCAAGCUAUUAUCCGCAAACGCAUUCACCGCCAUGACUGAUCAGCUCCCGUAUAAAGAACUUCCCUAUGGGCGCAAUCUCCGCUUCCACUUCCGUGCAGAAUUGAUGGCCCGAAUGAAAAGCUGCCUUAUGCCUGGAACAGAAGUCUCGAGACUGCUGGCAGUCUCUUUAUACGGAUUAGGAGGCGUUGGCAAGACCCAACUAGCACUAGAAUUCGCAUAUGGGCAUGCCGACGAUUACGAUGCUAUUUUUUGGAUCCGAGGCGAAACAGAAGAGAAGCUUAGAGAGUCGUUCCUUACUCACGCUCGUUUAUUACAGCUUGGGCCGCCAACAGGUUCUCGGCAGGACGCAGCGCUGAUUAGAACUUUUACUAAGUGGCUCAUGACUGCCACCAUAGGUUCGGCCAAUCGACGGGUCAAGUGGCUCAUGGUCUUCGACAACGUCGAAGGUGAGCAUGCUAUCGAUCAGACUUGGCCUGUGGGAGCUCAUGGAUCAAUCAUUCUCACCACUCGGAACCGUGAAGUGGCGGCAGCAUAUGGCCAUGAAUGCCUCGAAGUUCCACUCUUUACCCCCAAAGAGAGUUUGAGUUUUAUGCUUGACAUCAAUCCUUAUGUAAACGCUACUAAAGAAGAGGUUGGCGCCGCUCAAUCCAUUUCAGAUCGUCUCGGCAACAUGCCAUUGGUGCUGAAUUCCAUUGGCUCAUAUAUCAGAAUGGCGAACCUGUCUUACACCAGCUUCUUACAACACUAUACCGAUUUUGACACAAAUUUACUCUUCCAGCCUGGGAACCCAGAUCGCUUUUAUGAAAUCUCCAUUCAUCGCACAUGGACAAUGGCUCUGCGAUGCAUUUCCCCGGCUCCAUGUUGCCAAACGGUCGAUACAGCCGCGUCUACACUAAUACGCAUCUCACUUUUGACAAGGAGCCCAGAGGGCAACAGAUUCGGUUGCCAUAGGAUUGUAAGAGAAGCAGUUUUAAAGUCGAUUGCGUCUGAAGAUCUUGCUUAUCUGUUCGAUUGGGCGGUCUUUGCCCUGAAUGCGUGCUUUCCAAAAGGAUUAGGCGGCUCGCCCCUCCUCAAAGAAUGGGACGACUGCGCGCUGCUUCACCCUCAUCUUUCCGCGCUGAUGAAAAUAUAUGGACGCUUUCGAAACAUUUUACGACCACCAAUUAUGCUGUGUGAGGUGAUUCGCCGCUGCGCAUGGUAUUUAUCUGAGCGAGGCAAUUUUGGAACAGCCACUGAGAUGGUAAAAGAAGCAUGUUCAAUCCUGCAGGUUGCAAUAGAGGAGAAAAAUCACCCUGGCUAUUUCCCUCAGUAUAUGCGUCGGUUGACGGCUGAUAUGUACAACACGUUUGGAACUAUUGAAUACGAACUCAAUCUUCCGGAUCAUGGCCGGCAGUGGUUUGAGAAGGCAGACAAUCAUCGUGUUGCAUUAAUUGAGGAUGGGACACUAGAGUCUUACGACGUCGAGGUGAUGGCCAUUGUUGAUGGCAACAUUGCCCUUACGCACCUGGCUUGUGGUGUAGCAGAGCCGAGCAUUUACGCCUUCAAGUUACUCCUGGAUACAUUCCAAAACAAAAGCUCGCGGGGAGACUGGGCGGCGAACUUAUCCAUUGCGUAUCGUGCCAAAGGCCUACUGGAGGAUGCCCUGUUCUGGUGUCGUCAAGCCCGUGACUGGACACUAGAAGCAUAUGGUACUGACAGUUUGAGCAUGGCCAUCGUUCAAUUUAAUACAGGCAACACGCUCCUUGCUAUGAAGCAAGACGCUGCAUUUUCUGCUUUUGAAGAUUGCCUGAGGAUACGGCAAUUGAAGUCGCCGACCCACUCAUAUACAGCCUUUGUCUGCCAUAAACUUGGUUCUCUUUUGCGCUCUCGAGCAGAUCUUACUCAGGCCGCGUAA